Messenger RNA from Zingiber officinale, 468 nucleotides. RefSeq lists its product as uncharacterized. Bases 1 to 468 code for a protein of 155 amino acids. The record is from RefSeq and is a predicted model, not a curated record. The transcript has a single exon. NCBI's taxonomy places the organism in Eukaryota, Viridiplantae, Streptophyta, Magnoliopsida, Zingiberales, Zingiberaceae.
AUGGAGGAAAAGCCCCGACACGCGGCGCCCCUGCCAGAGCGCCGGAGGCCUCCGAUCGCAUCAGCGACACCGCGCAGGGGAGCCCAGUUACCGGCAGUCGCCGGGGAGACCGCGGCGGAGUGCGCGGCGGUCCUCUGUUGCUUCCCCUUCUGCCUGGCGAGCCUGGUCGUCGUUUCCGCCGUCAAGCUGCCAUCCGCGAUCGUCCAGCGCGCGCGGCGGAGGCGGAGAAGAGAGGUCCACCUGAAGGAGAAGAGAACAAAAGCCAACGGGAACAAAGUCAUCGCCUUUCACGAUGACGAGAACAACAUCCUCCGCGGGUUCAUCUUGGCGGCGGAGGAGGCGGAGGAGGCGGAGGAGUCUUCACCGGCGAAGACGACGUCGGAGGAGUUGGUGGAGUUGGAGAAGGUCAUGAUCGCGAAGUUCUACGGCGCCGGGUUCUGGCGGAGCCCUUCGCAGAGGGAGAAGUGA